UUCCAGCCAUCAAGUGAGGGAGACUGCACGAACGAGAUGCUAGCAAAGCAUUCUUCACCAGCAUGGCCAAAUUGCAUAAAAAUGCCAAACUACAUAACUGUGGUUUAUUUGUGCUUAAGUCACAUCCAUAUAUAGGUGCAAGUCCUGACAAUAUGUUCUCCUGUUCUUGCUGUCAGAAUGCCUGUGUUGAGUACAAGUGCCCAUACUCAAUUAAGGAUCAAAAAGUAGAAGAGGGCUACAAGAACACAGACUUCCUUGAAACAUGUGACGGGAAAUUGCAACUGAAACGAAGCCACAAGUACUUCUUCCAAGUGCAAGGCCAAAUGGCUCUGACAGGACUCCAAACAACCUAUUUUGUAGUUUGGACUUUGAAAGGUCAACCACUAGUUGAAAAAAUUGAUUUUGAUAUAAAUUUGUGGAAAGAUAUCAUUGCCAAACUUGUUAUUUUUUUCAAAGGUUACGUUCAAAGGGUGCUGUUGGGUCUCAGACCCCUUUGCUUUUGUUUGGUUUGUGAGAAACCAUGCCUGGAACCUGAAGAGUUUGACUGUGGAAACAGUGAAGAGAGUAUUCAGUGUGAGUCUUGCCAAAUAUGGUGACACUGUGUAUGUGUCGGCAGUAGUAUAAAACAUAAAACACUGUCAGCAUUCUACAAAGCUGAAAAUUAAUUAAUUAAUAAUAAGUUCUUAUAUAGCGCAUUAAAAUUUAACUCUAUG
Messenger RNA from Stylophora pistillata, 713 nucleotides. RefSeq lists its product as uncharacterized. NCBI's taxonomy places the organism in Eukaryota, Metazoa, Cnidaria, Anthozoa, Scleractinia, Pocilloporidae. The record is from RefSeq and is a predicted model, not a curated record.